AUGAAAGCCAUCUUCGUUGCUGCAGUUCUAGUCGCUGUCCUGGCUGUGGCCAGCAGUGCUCCUUACCAAAUUGCCUAUUUAAUCCCGGUGGAAGUGCCAGUUACUCGUGUGGCUCGUUCGGCUCAGUUCGGUGCUAGUGCGGCAAACGCCGGAGCGCAGAGCUUCAACAGCGGAUUCGGUGGCUUCGGAGGUGGUUUCUCGGGCAGUGCAGCCAAUGCUGCUUCCCAGUCGUUCUCUUCCGGUGGCGGAUUCGGUGGAUUCCCAGGAUUCAGUGGUAGCUCGGCCAAUGCCGGUGCCCAAAGCUUCUCUGGUGGUGCAGGAUUCCCCGGAUUCGGUGGAUUUAGCGGUUCGGCAGCCAAUGCUGGAGCACAGUCGUUCAGCGGUUAG
Molecule: messenger RNA, 387 nt
Organism: Sabethes cyaneus
Lineage: Eukaryota; Metazoa; Arthropoda; Insecta; Diptera; Culicidae
Product: keratin, type II cytoskeletal 68 kDa, component IB-like
Exons: 3
Coding region: 1-387 (128 amino acids)
Source: RefSeq, a predicted model, not a curated record